Penicillium subrubescens is the source of this 2055-nucleotide messenger RNA. RefSeq lists its product as uncharacterized. The transcript has a single exon. The coding region runs from base 1 to 2055 and encodes 684 amino acids. The record is from RefSeq and is a predicted model, not a curated record. Lineage: Eukaryota; Fungi; Ascomycota; Eurotiomycetes; Eurotiales; Aspergillaceae.
AUGACGGAGGAAGUCAAGAUGCUGGCCCCGGCUGGCUGCGCUCCGGGCAUGAAUAUGAAUGUCAACGCUCUAUCGCAGUCGCUACCGCCCUUGCUCAAGCGAAAACGUUCCGAUUCCUCCGUGACUGAGGCCCCCGCCUCGACCAAGCCUCGCCCUGAACCGUCUGUUGUUGCGCCAACGCUGUCGACACCGACUCCGACCGUCGUACCUGCCUCAAAUCCUGUGACAGCGCCCAUAGCGCCAUCACCACCAUCGGUCACGACAGCGCGCGAGCCGGCGCCGGCGCCGGUCGCGAGUGUGCGCCCCGAUGUGAAUCGCCUGCGCGAGACCAUCACCGCCCAGCUCAGCCUCGAGGUUCUCCUCAAGCACAACGAGCUGCGUCUGAUCGACCAGGAAAUUGCAAAGUGUCAGGUUGCGCUGGAACAGUUGCGACGCUGCGCUGAGAUUCCUUAUCCGGGAUCGGCAGUCUCUGGUGUGUCGGCCGAUGUGAGCGCUGGCACGGGCGCAUCGGUGCUGCUUCCUGGAAAUGGCUCAGCACCGAUUUCGCCUGCGCCCUGGGGUGUCGCGGAAGGUCCCUACUCCCGACACUACGCGCGAUGGCUCCUUCCGGACCCUCGGUUCGACGGUGGCGAGGUCGAGACGGGAUCGCUGGCGGUUCGUGACGGCUUUAUGGUUCCAGAAGGUCGGUCAACGCGUGGGAAUCCAAUGGACUUCAGCUCGCUGGCGGGCAAGACUCGGCCGUCGCGUGGGACUCCCCAAGCGAAGUUUCAGUCAUUGUCUUCGGGGUAUCCUGUUCCUAAGGAGAAGCCUGGACCGAUGCUCAUCCGGCGCAAGUCGGAUCAGGUCUUGGUCAAGUUGGUUUGUCUAGACUGUCGUCGGGAUAAUUUCUCGAGCACCCAGGGUUUCAUCAAUCACUGCCGUAUCGCGCACAACCGCAACUUUGCCAGUCAUGACGCCGCUGCGAUGGCCUCGGGUGAGCCUGUUGAAGUUGAUGAUGCGGGUACUAUCAUUGGAGGUUCUGCUCCUCGCAGCGAGUCGAUGAGCAGUGUUCAGGCAACCGGCCUGGUGCAUUCGCUGAACCGCUCCACUCAACUUCCUACUCCUUCAAAAGAGGCUGUUACCCCUCAGAAGCCUACUCUGGUCAAGUUGCCUACUGCAGUUGCCACCCCGCCCGCUACUGUCCAGCCAAAGCCCGCACCCGAGCCCCGUCGCCAGCUCGAGCCUGUGAAGGCUACGAUGAACCCCUCGUUUCUCGCUUCGCCCGCCACGCCGCAUUUGUCUGCGCUUAUGCGCGAUCGCGGCCUCGGUCUGAACAUGGACAAGCUUGUGGCAGAGGCCAAGACUCCCGUCGACCUGAGUGCAUUUUCCGACGAUGACUCGGAUGCCGACGAAUCAACCAGCCAGGCACCAUCCCAGCAGGGCAUCCCCGUUGCUCGCCAGCCCAUGCGCAUGCCCACCACACAAGCUGCCCUCCAGCGAUCGGAGAGUCGCAAGGGUAUCGACAGAGGUCCUCACCACCUGCCCGACAUGACUCCUUCUCGUCCGCCUUAUCAACAGUCUUUCCUCGACCUUUCCUCGCUUGGUAGUAGGCCUCGUCAUUCGCUGACCGAUGUGUCUCGUGAAAGUGACAGCCUGGAUCACUCGGCUAACCUGAGCCCGAACGCGCUGGAGUCCAACCAGGCUCCCAGCCUCGUUAGCGACGAUGAGGACGACUACGAAGCGGCCUCGGACUCGGACAGCCCAAGCUCUUCCGAGGCUGAUGAGGAAGAGCAAGAGUUCCGGCAUAUCGAAGUCGAGGAUGACGAGCGUGCUGGUGCUCCCUCUGCUACUACUACUGAGCCCAAGCCCGGUCCCUCGUUGACCAACCCUGGCCCCCAAGCUGCACCUACGCUGUCCAACCCGCUGAAGCAAAGCCGAUCCAAGAAGAUGUCCAAGGUGGCGACAUUCGGCGACCGCAGACGCGAUGACCAGCAAAUCAACUUUAUGCACUCUAGCAAGGAGGAUGCUCAACUGAAGCGCCCGAACGGACAGAGGCCACCCCCGUCGAAUCAGUGA